Molecule: messenger RNA, 909 nt
Organism: Aspergillus tanneri
Lineage: Eukaryota; Fungi; Ascomycota; Eurotiomycetes; Eurotiales; Aspergillaceae
Product: terpene cyclase
Exons: 3
Coding region: 1-909 (302 amino acids)
Biological process (GO): isoprenoid biosynthetic process
Molecular function (GO): prenyltransferase activity
Source: RefSeq, a predicted model, not a curated record
AUGCCUCCACUUUGGCCCGUCUCCAAGAAGUCAUAUAUAAGCAGACGGAAGCAUCCUGAAAGCGUCACGGACAUCGAAUGCCCUUAUGGCUAUAUCCGACAGCUCUACGGCAAGCAUCACUGGGCACCGUUCGUGCACAAGCUUUCUCCCACUCUAAAAGAUGACAAUCCGGACAAAUACAAGAUGAUCUUGGAGAUCAUGGACGUUAUUCACCUGUGUCUGAUGCUGGUGGACGAUAUCUCUGACAGUAGUGACUGCCGGAAAGGCAAGCCGGCGGCUCACAAGAUCUACGGACCAUCCGAGACUGCAAACCGCGCUUACUACAGAGUGACACAGAUUUUGAAUAAGACAGUUCAACAAUUCCCCAGACUGGCGCCAUUUCUGAUGCAGAAUCUGGAAGAGAUUCUGCAGGGUCAGGACAUAUCCUUAGUCUGGCGAAGAGACGGACUUCGUAGCCUCCCCACACACGCGGACGACCGAGCGGCCGCAUAUCGAAAGAUGGCCUCGUUGAAAACCGGUGCAUUAUUCCGACUGCUGGGUCAACUCGUGCUGGAAGAUAAGUCGGCCGAUCAGACCAUGACCACUCUUGCGUGGUGCUCUCAACUGCAAAACGACUGUAAAAAUGUCUACUCAUCGGAAUAUGCCAAGUCCAAAGGAUCACUGGCUGAAGAUCUUCAGAACAGGGAGCUAUCAUACCCGAUUCUCCUCGCUCUCGAGGCACCGGGAGGAGACUGGGUCGCCAAAGCGCUGCACUGCGGGUCAUGGCGUAACAUUCGGCACGCAUUACGCGUGAUCCAAAGCAAAAGUGUACGGAAUCAAUGUCUGGAAGAAUUGAAAGCCUCAAGCUCUUCUGUCCAGGACUGGCUGGCUAUCUGGGGACGGAAUGAAAAGAUGAAUCUAAAGAGCUAG